This is a messenger RNA of Plasmodium coatneyi, 2892 nucleotides long. RefSeq lists its product as uncharacterized. The record is from RefSeq and is a predicted model, not a curated record. The transcript has a single exon. Lineage: Eukaryota; Apicomplexa; Aconoidasida; Haemosporida; Plasmodiidae. The coding region runs from base 1 to 2892 and encodes 963 amino acids.
AUGGAUCAACAUACCGUCUUGAAGGAGAUAAAACAAAGCAAGAACGAUUGUGAGGCCUUCUUCGACCUGCACUUUAAAGCGUUCCUACCAUGUCAGAGAGGGGUGGAAUAUGAAGAGGGGAUCACCCCAAACGAAUCAGAGGAAUUGCAAAAAAGAAUCCACUCAUUAUGGGAAGCAGUAAAAGCGGAAAAGGAGUACAUAGAUGGGGAGAUAAACGCCGAGACGGAAAAGUACAGAGGGAUGGUGGUCGAAACGAAGACACAUCUGGAGGCCAUGAAGGAUAAAAUAGGAAAACUGUUCAGUAACAUUAACGUGGCAGGUGGGAAGGUGACUGUUGGGGAAAGCAACCUGGAUGGAGAUGUACUACAAACAGGGGAGGGAAAUAAUUGGAAAAGUUCAACCUCCUUCAGUAGCGAUGGUGGCAGCAGUGGGAACGCAGAGGUGACCCACCACCUGGAUGACCUCCUUGUAGAGCCGCACGAACUGGAACGUGUCCUACGAAAAAGCAUCGACGCGAAAAGCAGACUAGAGAAUAUCAAAAAAGGAUUGCUCUUUCUGAAGGCAUUCCCAUCCGUGAAGAAAAACAUGAACGAAUUAUUCUUAGUUGUAAAAAAUGUACAGCUAGCUAUAAAUGAAAAAAUAAAAAAGGCACUUAUGUUACACUCCAAUAUGCUCUACAUAAAUGAGCACGAAGAAAUUAUUUCCUAUUUUAAAAUAUAUGUACCCUCCAUUGAUGUGUGUAUAUAUAGUGCAGAAUUUUUUGACGAUUUUUUUGGCCUGCUAAACAGUAUCCUCUCAUCUUCUCUGAGUGAUAGUAGUGGCCAAAUUGACUUGAAAAAAAUUGUGCACAUUUACGUCCAAACGUUUGUCACAUAUUUAAAGUUUGUUCACAUGUAUGUGUACUCCGAUAGGUACGUGAUUGGGGAGAUUACAAAAAAGAUUGUUCACUUUCUGGUGGGAAAUUUUCGGAAGACUUUUUUCAAAUUCACGCAAUCCGAUUCAGGCACGGCUGUACACAACGCCGUGAUAAACUACUAUGAGUACUUCACCACGUUCAUUGAGGAGCACCAGGAGGCCAUGCGGCGCCUCAUCGGGCAGCUUUGCACGGAGGUUUCAACGGUUGUGCAGGUUGGGCAGGUUGACCAGGUUGCUGACCACCAGGAUGACUUCUUCCUGCUGCUCUACAAGGAGGCCAUCCAGAUAGUGGGUCACCUCGUUGCCGAGCAGACGAAGCAACUGCACGAAGACAAGUCAGGCGUAACCAAACGGAAAGGGACAACAACGCACAAAAUAAUGGACGGGCUGAGCAUUAGUGUGAAUAUACUUUCCAACUCUCCCUUCCUCAUCGGAAAAAAAAACAUGUUAAGUAGAAUACUAAACGAGGCCUCCUUCAUGAGCAACGAUGUUAUGGCAGAGCAUGUAGUAAACCUCAGUGACGCAUCUCAUUUUGACAUGCAUUGUUUCGAAGAAGUCAAUACAAAAGUGAGCACAUUUGACCGAAAUGACAUAAUGGAGGAGAAUAAGUUGCAGAAUUUUUUUACCCAAUUGGAGGGAGAUAUCACCAAAAUAAUUCAGAAAAAAAAAAAAGAAAUAAAUUCAAAGGAGAUAUUCAAUUCUCCUUUUUUUAAAUUCAUCCCGUUUUUUUCUUUCACGUUUAAUCACGACACGGAAUUUCUUCUCCUCUUCAUUAACGUGUACAACUUUGUGUAUGAAAUAAUUUACAACAUGAAGGAUCAAAUGAGGAGAAAGGAGGAUAAGGAAAAAAGAAAAAGGAAAAGUCUGACAGGCAUGGAUCAUGGUAUUGAUGACGAUGGUGAUCACGAUGAUCGUGAUGAUGAUGGCUCCCGCUAUGUGUGUAUGAGACAGGACUUGGACUCCUCCAAGGAAGUCAUCCAGUAUGUGAAAACUGCCAUGACGACUUUUAUUCAAAUUCUUAACACGUUUGUUAAUAUUACAAAAUUGUAUGAGUCCUUUGGGAUGUUCCUUUUCGAAAGAACUUAUUCCCAUUUUACAAGCAGAAGUUUGCUCAAUACCAUUUCGAAGAGUUACCUGAACAGACAGGGCAAGUAUCCCACUGGCGUGGACGUCAACAUUAGCCACAUGCACGCGUAUUUCGAGAAGGGCGACUUUCCCAGGAGGGAAUCCACUCAGUUGGAAGAGGGGUGUAAAAGUCAGCCAGACGGUCAGAACACAUCUCCAGCAGAGCAGGAAGCCUCCUCCCCAAAUGAUCAACCCCCCCGUGAGGCCGACGUGGAGGUCCAGCUGGACGAGCACGAAUGCGGCAAACACCUACUCAAGUCAUCCCUGUGCAAAUUAAACGACAUAAAAAAUACCAUUAUAAAAAAUGUCAUCCACUUUGCAUUAAUCCCACUGUGCGAUUACACAAAUAGGUACACUGCCAAGGUGGGUGCCCUUCGGAAGGAAGACAAGGUGACGACACUGGACCCAGACGAAAACAUUUGUUUCAUCGUAGAGACCAUAUUCUUGUACAUUCACAUAUUCCAUGAGUAUGAGAAUAAAUACUUGACGGAGCUGCUAUUCGAGCAAAUUGCAGACAUGUUCCUCUCCUCCGUAGGUGGUAUUCCCCACGUGAAUGAAACACUCCUCCGACAGUUGCAGGCGGACACGCAAUACUUCAUAAACGUUUGCAAAAGAUUGAAGGUGAGCAAUUACAAACCUUUCUUUUUGUUCAGCUGCUCGCUUUCUUUCGUUCUCACGCGGGGAAACCGAGAAGAAAACCGCAACGAUGCUUCAGAUGUGCGAACCUACCUGAACGACUACGCCAAGCAGGAUGGGCAGGAGGAGGCAAGCGUACACCCUUUUGGCAUAACGAGUGAUGACGCUGCCACUGUGGAGACGCAUGUCACGCAGCUCCUAUCGAGCAUGAAGUGA